This is a messenger RNA of Fomitopsis serialis, 750 nucleotides long. RefSeq lists its product as uncharacterized. Lineage: Eukaryota; Fungi; Basidiomycota; Agaricomycetes; Polyporales; Fomitopsidaceae. Gene Ontology annotation, molecular function: protein binding. The transcript is spliced from 3 exons. The record is from RefSeq and is a predicted model, not a curated record. Bases 1 to 750 code for a protein of 249 amino acids.
AUGGCUACAUCAGAGUCGCUUCGAAGGCAUGAACGUUUCUAUCUCGAGGAUGGGAACGUCAUUUUUCAGGCUGAGAACGUGCUCUUCAAUGUGCACCGUUUCUUCCUGAAGCGAGGCUCCCCAGUGUUCUCUGACAUGUUCUCGCUCGACUCGGACGAAGGGCGAUCUGACGAUACCCCCAUCCACCUGCAAGGUACCGCCGCCGUCGACUUUGAGCGAUUCCUGUCGUGUUUGUAUCCCAAGAAAAUGUGGGAGGUUGACGACAUGCCGUUUGGCGCAUGGGCGUCGGUACUCAGUUUUGCCAUGAAGUGGCAGUUCGACGUCAUCCGCGAUCUCGCUGUCACGCAUCUGAAAGAUAUCCGUACGGAUGCUCCGACCCUCGCCGGGCAGAUCGCACUAGCAAGCAAGCACCAGCUCGAUGGUUGGUGCUGGGAGGCAUGCCUGAAGAUCUGCGAGCGCGGUUCCCCCCUGACGGAAGAGGAAGGGGCGCAGCUUGGUCUUACGAAGACCGUUCGCAUCUCUGCGAUCAGGCAAAAAGUGCGCAGUCAAGGAUCGAGCGGAGGAUAUGAUAACGUCCGCAUUGCGCUGGAGGACUAUGACAAGGCCAAGAAGGAGCUUCGAGAUGGAACGGAGGGGCAGUACAUGGGCGCACAGGCACGCAGAGGCAGCCGCACGUUGAGGGGCGCCACCGUUACUGGCGGUGGAUGGGGAUCUAGUACUAUUAUCAACGACGGUUGGGGUGAUUUCUAA